UGUGGGCCAACUGCCAAAACAACUCACGAAGAAGAAGCAGCAGAAAAAGACGAAGAAGAAGAAGAAUCACAAACCAACAUGGCGAACAUUCGAUGUGUCAAGGGUAUGGUGGGUCUGGUGACGGGCGGUGCGUCUGGUUUGGGACGGGCCACCGUGGAGCGUCUGAUCCAGAAUGGAGCGUCAGCUGUGAUCCUGGACCUGCCCUCCUCUGACGGACCGGCCCUGGCAGCCAGUCUGGGGCCCCGCUGUGCCUUCGCUCCUGCUGAUGUGACGUCGGAGGAAGAGGUUCAGUCGGCGGUGUCUCUGGCCACAGAGAAGUUCGGGAAGCUGGACCUGGCGGUUAACUGUGCCGGCAUCGCUGUCGCCGUGAAAACGUACAACUUCAACAAGAAGCUCGCACACAGCCUGACAGACUUCCAGCGCGUGAUCAAUGUGAACAUUGCAGGAACCUUUAAUGUGAUCCGUCUGGCGGUGGGGGAGAUGGGGAAGAACGAGCCGGAUGCCGAUGGACACCGGGGCUGCAUCAUCAACACAGCCAGCGUGGCAGCCUUUGACGGACAGGUCGGCCAAGCAGCAUACUCAGCUUCUAAAGGCGGCAUCGUUGGAAUGACCCUCCCCAUCGCACGAGAUCUGGCACCCAUGGGCAUCAGAGUCAUCACCAUAGCACCCGGCCUGUUUUCCACGCCCCUCCUGGCCGGUCUUCCAGAAAAGGUGCGCUCCUUCCUUGCACGCCAAGUGCCCUUCCCCUCCCGCCUGGGAGACCCCGCUGAAUUCGCCCACCUGGUGACGUCCCUGGCGGAGAACCCGAUGAUCAACGGGGAGGUGAUCCGAUUGGACGGAGCCAUUCGCAUGCAGCCCUGAGAUCAGGAGAACAUUUUUACGUCCGAGUGUCCCUGUGUGUUUCUGCCUCGUGCAAUUCUGUUGUAGAAAGCUUUCUAUAGGAAAUAUAAACUGAAUGAAAAACAAACUUUUAUCAUUUCUUUGUGUAAUAAAUGUCUGUACAUCAUUCAGCUCAAUGCAGUACUGUAUGAACUUACUUUGGUUAUUUUGUAAACUAAUCCAGAUAAUAAAAAACCUCAGAUGGGUUUAAUCUAA
Molecule: messenger RNA, 1095 nt
Organism: Eleginops maclovinus (Patagonian blennie)
Lineage: Eukaryota; Metazoa; Chordata; Actinopteri; Perciformes; Eleginopidae
Gene: hsd17b10
Product: hydroxysteroid (17-beta) dehydrogenase 10
Exons: 6
Coding region: 79-861 (260 amino acids)
Biological process (GO): fatty acid metabolic process; estrogen metabolic process; androgen metabolic process
Cellular component (GO): mitochondrion
Molecular function (GO): estradiol 17-beta-dehydrogenase [NAD(P)+] activity
Source: RefSeq, a predicted model, not a curated record